UCUUUGUUACUCCAGGGAGCGGAGAGUUAUAUUAUCUGAGGUUGUUGUUGAAUAUAAUCAAAGGUCCAAUUUCUUAUGAUGAACUAAGAAUUGACCAUUCCACUUUUAGAGAUGCAUGUUAUGCACUUGGUUUGUUGGAUGACGACAAAGAGUAUUUCGAUGCUAUAAAGGAGGCCAGUAACUAGGGAAUGCCAUCUUAUCUUAGACAAUUAUUUGUCAUGUUGUUGUUAUCAAAUUCAAUGUCACGACCAGAAUUUGUUUGGCAAGCAUCAUGGCGGUUAUUGUCAGACGAUAUCCUUCAUGAAGUAAGAACAUUAUUGGAUAACUCAGAGGUAGAGCUUACAGAUGAUGAAUUGAAAAAUCACUGCUUGCAAAAGAUGGAGAGGACUUUAAAAGGUUGUGGAAAAAGUUUUAAUGAUUUUCCAACAAUGCCAAGACCAGAUUACAGUGAGCAAGACGUUGAUGGUGCCAACAGACUAAUUAAUGAGGAAUUGCGCUAUAACAAACGCUCUUUGACACAGGAACAUCAACAAUUAGUGAUGAAAUUAACAGCUGAACAGAAGUGUGUGUAUGAUAAAAUCAUGACUGCAGUGAACCAAGACAGAGGGGGGUUAUUCUUUUUAUAUGGUCAUGGUGGAACUGGAAAAACAUUUAUGUGGAAAACAUUGUCUUCUGGCGUACGAUCUAAAGGUGAUAUAGUGAUAAAUGUUGCUUCAAGUGGUAUUGCGUCUCUUUUGUUAUCAGGAGGUCGGACUGCUCAUUCGAGAUUUGCAAUUCCUUUAAAUCCAACUAAAGAUUCAACAUGCAAUAUAAAUCAAGGUAGUCCUUUGGCAAAGUUGAUUGUUAAGGCGAAGUUGGUCAUCUGGAAUGAGGCACCAAUGAUGCAUAGAUACUGUUUUGAAGCUCUUGAUCGAACUCUUAGAGAUAUUCUAAGAUUUAAAGAUCCAUCAAAUUUAGAUCGACCAUUUGGAGGUAAAACAAUAGUACUUGAAGGUGACUUCAGACAAAUCUUGCCAGUAAUUACAAAAGGUACUAGGCAAGAGAUUGUUAAUGCAACUCUAAAUUCUUCAGAUUUGUGGCCCCAAUGUCAGGUUUUAAAGCUAACAAAGAAUAUGAGAUUGCAAGGAAGUCUAUCAGGUGCAGAUUUGGAUGAUUUAAAACAGUUUUCUGAUUGGAUUUUGGCAAUAGGUGAUGGAAAAAUUGGAUGUUCCAUUGAUGGCAUUGAGAAAAUAGAAAAACCCGAUGAUCUUCUCAUACAUAAUUGUGAUGAUCCGAUAUCUGGAAUUGUAGAAAGUACAUAUUCUGAUUACUUGAUACAUUCCACUGAUAUAAAAUACCUUCAAGAAAGAGCAAUUCUUGCUCCGACUCUUCAGAUGGUGGAAUCGGUGAAUGAUUACAUGGUUUCCCUCAACCAUAGUCAGGAUAAAUCAUAUUUAAGUUCGGAUACAAUUUGUAUGGCUGAUAAUGCAUUUACAUCUUUGGAGCAUGUACAUACACCUGAAUUCCUAAAUAGUAUUAAAUGUUCAGGUAUUCCAAAUCACUCCAUCAUUUUGAAGGUAGGUGUUCCUGUCAUGUUGUUAAGAAAUAUAGAUCAAUCGGCAGGAUUGUGUAAUGGCACAAGAUUGAUAAUCACAAGACUUGGAAAUCGGGUAAUUGAAGCCAAAGUAUUAUCAGGAAAAAUAGCUGGAGACAAAGUUUUUAUCCCAAGAAUGACACUUACUCCAUCCGAUGCAAGAAUUCCUUUUAAGUUCCAAAGAAGGCAAUUUCCAGUCAUUGUAUCUUUUGCCAUGACCAUCAAUAAAAGCCAAGGUCAAUCAUUGUGUAAUGUGGGAUUAUUUUUUAAUAAGCCGGUGUUUACUCAUGGACAACUGUAUGUUGCAUUUUCUCGGGUAACAAAUAGAAAAGGGUUGAAGAUCUUAUGUUAUGAUGAAGAUGGAAAAAUAACAAAUGAAGCUACAAAUGUAGUGUAUAAAGAAGUUUUCCGUAAUUAAGAGGGUAGAAAUUUUCAUUGAAUAAGUAUCAAAUGAGUAGCAACAAGAAGUUCAAUGUACAUAUGCAAAAUAUAGUUGUGCAUC
Messenger RNA from Lycium barbarum (goji berry), 2075 nucleotides. RefSeq lists its product as uncharacterized. Gene Ontology annotation, biological process: telomere maintenance; DNA repair. The transcript has 2 exons. The record is from RefSeq and is a predicted model, not a curated record. Lineage: Eukaryota; Viridiplantae; Streptophyta; Magnoliopsida; Solanales; Solanaceae. Gene Ontology annotation, molecular function: DNA helicase activity. The coding region runs from base 189 to 1991 and encodes 600 amino acids.